AGAGAGGCAGGGCCCAGAACAGCUCCCCUACUGAGCAGUGGUGUGGGCCCUAAAUUCACUCUGGGCUUGAGUUCCCUCCACUGUAAAUUGAGGAUAAUAAUAGGUACUUUGCAAGCCUCAUGUGAGGAUUAAAUGAUAACGUAUGUGAAAACACUAAAUGGAAAAGCUGACCACAAUUGCCCUAUAAAUCUUAUUAAGUUCAAGCAUUGCACGGCUCUGGGAUCCAGGGAACACCCACUUCUCUCUCGCUCUCUCUCUCUCUCUCUUUUUUUUUUUGUUUUUUGAGACAAAGUCUCUGUCGCCCAGGCUGGAAAGUGCCGGCUAAUUUUUAUAUUUUUAGUAGAGACAGGGUUUCACCAUACUGGCCAGGCUGGUCUCGAACUCCUGACCUUGUGAUCCACCCAACUUGGCCUCCCAAAGUGCUGGGAUUACAGGCGUAAACCACCGCGCCCAGCCGGGAACACCCACUUCUAAAUUCUCUAUCUUAUUCCCAGGGGACUUUGUCUUGACCUGGAUACAUGACCUCUUGCAAUCAUAUACGUACGUCAGGCUUUAUCCUUUUGCAUUUUUGUGGUUUAAUUUUCAAAACUCCAGAUUGGCUCUUCAAUCAUUCAUUGCACCAACUUUUAUUAAGUACUUCCGCACGUACUAGGCUUCAAGAAUACAAAAGUGCCUUCACAGAGCUCAAGGUCCACUGGGGGAGAAUUUAUCCUCUGUCUCCCCCACUGGAAUGUGACCUCUGAUGACAGGGGCCUUGUUAUUCUUGCUUACAGCAAGUGGAAUAUUGCUUAAGCCAAAACAUAUUAUUGCUAAAUAGGUAUUGAAUAAACAAAGGAGUGUGUAUGAGGGGCAGGUAAAUCUGGGGUUGUGGCCCCUAACAAAUUUAGCCAGGCAUUUUUAGGCCAGGCACGGUGGCUCACGUCUGUAAUCCCAGCACUUUGGGAGGCCGAGAUGGGCGGAUCACCUGAGGUUAGCCUGGCUAACAUGGCAACACCCCGUCUCUACUAAAAAUAUACAAAUUAGCCGGGCGUGGUGGCGAACGCCCGUAAUCCCAGCUACUCGGGAGGUUAACGGAAGAGAAUCGCUUGAACCCGGGAGGCAGAGGUUGCAGUGAGCCGAGAUGGCGUCACUGCACUCCAACCUGGGCAACAGAGUGAGACUUCGUCUCAAAACAAACAAACAAACAAAAAACAUACUUAGCCAGAUUUUCUCGCUUUUUGUUUUGCAAAUUAGGAGUCCAUCUGGUGGUUACAGGGGGAAAGGCAUUCCAGGAAAGGAUAGAAGGAUACAGAAAGCAAUGGAAGAAACAGCAUGAUCUUUUCUUAGGGGUUCUUAGUCUCCUGUCCCCAAACUUCUUAGAGUUAUUCCUGUUGGACCGGGCGCGGUGGCUCACGCCUGUAAUCCCAGCACUUUGGGAGGCCGAGGCAGGCGGAUCACAAGGUCAAGAGAUAGAGACCAUCCUGGCCAACACGGUGAAACCCGGUCUCUACUAAAAAUACAAAAAUUAGCGGGGCGGCGUCUUGGCGCGCGCCUGUAGUCCCAGCUACUCGGGAGGCUGAGGCAGGAGAAUCGCUUGAACCCAGGAGGUGGAGGUAGCAGUGAGCCGAGAUCGCGCCACUGCGAUGCCGCCACUGGGCGACAGAGUGAGACCUCGACUCAAAAAAUAAAAAAUAAAAAUAAAAAAGAAUUAUUUCUGUUUGUGUAUGUCUUCUUCUAAGGUAGGGAGGAGUGUCCCGGAUUCUCAAGGUGUUAGGGCCCUGAUCUCUCAAGACCUCUCAGAGGAGGAAGAGACUUCUGAGCUGACAGGAGUUUUCUCAGCUUCUCCAGUUCGAGGAUUCUUGUCCUAUCCUCACUCUGAUGUCCCCUCACAUCCUGGAGGUCUCUGGGUUGCUCUUGCCCCAUCCCGUCACUGGUGGGACUCCCGGGAGGUCACUUCCAUCCCUAGCCCUGGUCUCCGCUCUGUCUCCGCUCUCACUGCUGGAAUGUUUCCCAGCUUGCUUGGCUGUAAACCUAAGGCAAGUUGCUUGCCAUUUUUGAGCCAGUUCCCUCAUCUACAAAAUAGGAAGGAUAAUUCUCACCCCCAAAAAAUUGUUGUGAGGGUUAAACAAAAUACUGCAAAGCGCUAACCAUAAUUCGUAGCCUAUAGUAAAUAUUCAGUAGGUGAUGGUUAUUUUAAUUCGCCCUCUCUCACUGCCCCUCCUACCCUAGCUCUGGGAGCCUCUGCCUCCGGGAGCAGGAAAUAGGGUUCCGGGAGUGGAUUAGUUUUGGGUUUCACUUAAUCUGGGAGGCCCUUCCGCAAUCGGAGCCCUCACAGAGGCCAAACUGAUAUAAAUCUGCUUAGGAGGCCUGAUUCACAGACGCUGCAGGAUGGAGCGGGGCGCAGGAGCCAAGCUGCUGCCGCUGCCGCUGCUUCUGCGGGCGACUGGUUUCACAUGUGCACAGGCAGAUGGCCGGAACGGCUACACGGCGGUCAUCGAAGUGACCAGCGGGGGUCCCUGGGGCGACUGGGCCUGGCCUGAGAUGUGUCCCGAUGGAUUCUUCGCCAGCGGGUUCUCGCUCAAGGUGGAGCCUCCCCAAGGCAUUCCUGGCGAUGACACUGCACUGAAUGGGAUCAGGCUGCACUGCGCGCGCGGGAACGUCCUAGGCAAUACGCACGUGGUAGAGUCCCAGUCUGGAAGGUGGGGCACAGGGGUCGAGGAUCCCUUGGGGUGAUGCUGGGGCGAAUGGAGUGAGCCGCUGUGGUGUCGCGGCGGCGCCUACCUAGUGGCUUUCUCGCUUCGCGUGGAGGCACCCACGACCCUCGGUGACAACACAGCAGCGAACAACGUGCGCUUCCGCUGUUCAGACGGCGAGGAACUGCAGGGGCCUGGGCUGAGCUGGGGAGACUUUGGAGACUGGAGUGACCAUUGCCCCAAGGGCGCGUGCGGCCUGCAGACCAAGAUCCAGGGACCUAGAGGCCUCGGCGAUGACACUGCGCUGAACGACGCGCGCUUAUUCUGCUGCCGCAGUUGAACGGCGCCGCCGCCGCCGCUCUCUCCCGGGCCAGGAGGCUAGUCCCACCCCUUGCUAUUAAAGCUUCUCUGAGUUGA
Molecule: messenger RNA, 3089 nt
Organism: Pan troglodytes (chimpanzee)
Lineage: Eukaryota; Metazoa; Chordata; Mammalia; Primates; Hominidae
Gene: VMO1
Product: vitelline membrane outer layer 1 homolog
Exons: 3
Coding region: 2368-2712 (114 amino acids)
Source: RefSeq, a predicted model, not a curated record